CCGUCUCAACUCUCAAUCGACCGCCCGAUUUUCUCCGGCCCCAUCCAUAGAAAAGAGCACAGUUCGCGCGUCCCUCAGUUCCACUCUGGCCCCUUCCACCUCAACGUUGUUUCAUACCAUCUCCUGUGUCAUUCAUCGUCCAUGGCGAUGGCUGCAGCGGGGGAGUGGUGGGAGGCAGCGAAGGCGGCCAUCGCGGCGUACGCAGGACUGCCGCCGGAGGCGUUCAUCACGGUGGUUGCGGUGAUCGCCGGGCUUUACAUGGCCGUCUCCAGCUCAUUCGCGCGGCCAGCCCCGUUACCGCCGGCGCCGAGAAGGAGGGAGGCGGAGGACGAGAGGACGCUCGAGCCGCUGCCGCCACCGGUGCAGCUUGGUGAGGUGACGGAGAAGGAUCUGGGGCUUUAUGACGGGUCAGACCCCAAGAAGCCGCUCCUCAUGGCCAUCAAGGGGCAAAUUUAUGAUGUCACGCAGAGCAGGAUGUUCUAUGGACUUGGCGGCCCAUAUGCGUUGUUUGCGGGCAGAGAUGCGAGUAGGGCAUUGGCAAAGAUGUCAUUUGAGCCGAGUGAUUUAACCAGUGACGUUUCAGGCUUAGACCCUUUGGAGGUCGAAACCUUGCAAGAAUGGGAGCAGAAAUUCAUGGGCAAGUAUGUGAAGGUUGGAACAAUAAUGAAGACCGUUCCUGUCUCAGAGGAAGAUGGUGCAGCGCACGCUCAGAUGUCUGGAAGAGGCUUCAACGCAAACCCAAUACAGAGCAACCAUGAGUUGGUACCGGAAGAAACUAGAGCUGAAACUACAACUACAGGUCAUGUAAUUGCAAUGGAGCAGCCACGGGAAACAUCAGAUGUGGCCCAUGUAGGUGACCACAAAAGCAUGCAUGAACAUGAAGUGGAGAGGCCAGAGGAAACGACCAGUGCAAAUUUCAGGAACACGAGCAAUACUGGAGAUGGAGAAGAGCCUGCAGACGCUGGGGAGAAGGCAAAGCAAGCACAGAUGUAGAUGUGAACUGUAGCAGAAACCGUGAAGGUGCAGGAGAAUCAAGGGGAGCAUCAGGUGUUGAUUAAAACAAUGCAAACAUCCAUCCAGAAGUAGUCGAGAAACUAGAGGAAACAGCAGAUAUUGAGGUGAAGAAUGCGUAGAGUUGUGCCUACUGAUAAUGACGCGUAGAGUUGUGCCUGUUUAAGAAGCAAGUAGAAAUUUGACCUUGGAAGAUGACUGAUUCUUCCUGUUUCUGAUCCAAACAGCACAUCCUCUCAACUCUUACUCUGCAAUGCUAUCACUCAUCGAAACAGGCGUCGCCCCGUUUUAUAUAUAAAGCAACAACUGAUUCAAAUA
Hordeum vulgare subsp. vulgare (domesticated barley) is the source of this 1329-nucleotide messenger RNA. Its product is annotated as membrane steroid-binding protein 1-like. NCBI's taxonomy places the organism in Eukaryota, Viridiplantae, Streptophyta, Magnoliopsida, Poales, Poaceae. Gene Ontology annotation, cellular component: endomembrane system; membrane. The transcript has 2 exons. The record is from RefSeq and is a predicted model, not a curated record. The coding region runs from base 142 to 993 and encodes 283 amino acids.